Molecule: messenger RNA, 2919 nt
Organism: Tripterygium wilfordii
Lineage: Eukaryota; Viridiplantae; Streptophyta; Magnoliopsida; Celastrales; Celastraceae
Product: beta-1,3-galactosyltransferase GALT1-like
Exons: 8
Coding region: 571-2559 (662 amino acids)
Cellular component (GO): Golgi membrane
Molecular function (GO): carbohydrate binding; galactosyltransferase activity
Source: RefSeq, a predicted model, not a curated record
AAAUGCAAAUGGAGGAAGACUUAACUAGAGAGGAAGGAUUGAGGGAGGCUCUUUCUUCUUUUAAUUUCCCACCUUUGACUGUUCAAAACACCAGACGAGAGAUUUCAUCAGGCUCUCUUCUUGCAUCAAAGUUUCUGUCGAUUUGGUUUUUAAAGGUUUAUGGUGGUUUGUGCGGACUUAUUGAGAGGAACUUUCUAUCCAAACGGCAGCCUCUCGAUAUUAAAGAAUUUUUGCGGUCUGUUUGUCACUGAAUGCACAUUAUUUGCGUGUCUGUUUGUGAGGGCAUAACAACAUACUUUGAAGUUGGCUAUCAACUUAAUCAACCUCCAGAAUAAGCAUAAGAAAUGCAGAAGCUUUUAUUUCCAUGAUGACUAGUUAUUCUUGUACUUCUGUAUCUGUAAAAUCCGGUUUUUGAAUUUUCAACGGGUUUUACAAUUUUAUCAUUAGUUCCUUCAAUGUCAUCAUCUCACCUUUGUUGACUCGUAUUUUGGAACUAAGUUUUCACAGUAGACUUCGUUCACAUGAUACUCAUCUAUCGGAAGUACAUUGGUCUUUUAAAGUACACUCAAAAUGGAUAUCAGACCUAAAAUUUUUGAUCUAAGUUUAAGUACCAGGAUGAAGAAAUGGUUCAGUGGUUGUGUGAUUGUAUCCCUGUUUAUGUUGCUCAUCUUUAGAUAUGCAGUGAUGAAAAAUCCUCUGGGACAAGGUUAUCUGCCAAAUCCCUUGGCCAAUUCUAGUAAUCCCCUUGAGUGGGUGCAGGCUACAAUUCCUCCGGCAGUUCAAAAUUCUAGUAAUUCUCUUGAGUGGUUGCAGUAUACAGUUCCUCCUGCAGUUCAAAAUCCGGAGAAUGAUUCUCAAGUGGUUUCUAUUGAAACUGUGGCCUUCAGGCUCUUUGCUCAGAGGAAUAUCUCAAAUGAAGAACAACAGUCUUUGCGGACAUGGAAUCUUAUGAAAAACUUAAUUAAUCACUCUCAGGUUUUGCCUAAUGGAAUGGAGGCUAUAAAGCAAGCUGGAAGUGCUUGGAAUAGCCUUAUGGUUUCAGUUGAAGAGGAAAAACGUGGUUCCAUGAAUGACAGUUCAAAUAGGAGAGCAAAAGAGAAGCUGUGUCCUCAUUUUCUUAAUAAAAUGAAUGCUUCAGAACUUGAUAGUAGUGAUUAUAGGUUGCGAUUUCCUUGUGGCCUGACUCAGGGUUCUGCCAUCACAGUCAUUGGCACUCCAAAUGGUCUUCUGGGUAACUUUCGGAUUGAAUUAACGGGUGAGUCAGUUCCAGAGGAGCCUGACCCCCCCAUUAUUUUGCAUUACAAUGUUAGGAUCCAUGGUGAUAAGAUAACCGAGGACCCAGUAAUUGUCCAAAACACAUGGACUGUAGCUCAUGAUUGGGGUGAAGAGGAGCGUUGUCCAUCGCCUGUUCCCGAAAAGAGUAAGAAAGUGGAAGAGUUUGAUCAAUGUAACAAGAUGGUGGGUGGAAAUGUUACUCUGAAAUCUGGUGUUGCAAGGCGCUCUUCAAUGAUGCUGGAAGGAUUUAAAAGCAGGAGAUAUUUUCCUUUUAAGCAAGGGUAUCCAUUUGUUGCAACACUAAGAGUGGGAUCAGAAGGAAUGCAAAUGUCCGUUGAUGGAAAGCAUAUAACGUCUUUUGCUUACCGUGAAACAUUGGAAGCAUGGCUGGUUAGUGAAGUUAGGCUUUCUGGAGACUUGCAACUAAUUUCUGUCCUGGCUAGUGGUUUACCAACAUCAGAGGAAUCAGAAAAUGUAAUUGACUUGGAGGCACUCAAAUCCACUCCACUCUCUCUUAAAACGUCAUUAGAGCUCUUCAUUGGGGUAUUCUCUACAGCAAAUAAUUUCAAGCGCAGAAUGGCGGUGCGAAGAACGUGGAUGCAGUAUCCUGCAGUACGUACAGGGCUUGUUGCUGUUCGCUUCUUUGUUGGUCUGCAUAAAAACCAAAUAGUGAACGAGGAACUCUGGAACGAAGCGCGGACAUAUGGGGACAUACAGCUGAUGCCUUUUGUGGACUACUACAGCCUCAUCUCCUGGAAAACUUUAGGCAUUUGCAUCUUUGGGACGGAGGUUGUGUCAGCUAAAUUUGUCAUGAAGACGGAUGAUGAUUCAUUUGUUCGUGUAGAUGAGGUGCUAGCCUCUUUGAAAAAGAUGAAAUUGAGUCAUGGCUUGCUUUAUGGACUCAUCAACUCUGAUUCACGCCCUCAUCGGAGUUCUGAUAGCAAGUGGUAUAUUAGUCCCAAGGAAUGGCCUGGAGAGAGGUACCCACCAUGGGCACAUGGUCCUGGCUAUGUGGUAUCCCAAGACAUAGCGAAGGCAGUCUACAAGAGACACAGGGAGGGCCAGCUUAAGAUGUUCAAACUGGAAGAUGUGGCAAUGGGAAUUUGGAUUGCGGCUAUUUCAAAGGAUGGUUUGAAAGUCCAAUAUAAGAACGAAGAACGGAUCUAUCAUAUGGGUUGCAAAGAUGGGUAUGUUGUUGCCCACUACCAGGGUGCAAGAGAGAUGCUUUGUCUCUGGCAAAAACUUGAAGAAGGAAAAGGUGCCAAAUGCUGUGGUGACCGAUGAACACAUCAUCUUGUUGUGGUCCUUUCAAGAACUACAGAAGGCUGAUCGAGCUUUGGUGACUAUACAUGAUAAGAUUCGACUGACCUAGAUUGAGUCCGAAGGAGAAAACUAGAGAGUUACCAUUAUAGAAAUAUGAUGAUGAUGUACCAUCGUAUAAUAGUAGUAGUACAGGACCUGCAUUAUAACGCUUUACACAGGCGGUAAACUGAAUACAGUUCAUUAAGCUUUUGAUGACUUUUCUUCUGGACUGUCACAUUGUAAGAGAGAGAGAAGCCUUGUAUAGAUUAGUAGUAUUAGGCAUUGUAUAGUGACACUUCAGUUGUUUUUCUAGGUUAUUAAUUUCAUCAUUCUUUUUUUUUA